Schizosaccharomyces osmophilus is the source of this 1260-nucleotide messenger RNA. RefSeq names its product tRNA 4-demethylwyosine alpha-amino-alpha-carboxypropyltransferase Trm12 (gene trm12). The record is from RefSeq and is a predicted model, not a curated record. Gene Ontology annotation, molecular function: tRNA methyltransferase activity; S-adenosylmethionine-dependent methyltransferase activity. Gene Ontology annotation, cellular component: cytoplasm. The coding region runs from base 1 to 1260 and encodes 419 amino acids. Gene Ontology annotation, biological process: wybutosine biosynthetic process; tRNA methylation. NCBI's taxonomy places the organism in Eukaryota, Fungi, Ascomycota, Schizosaccharomycetes, Schizosaccharomycetales, Schizosaccharomycetaceae. The transcript has a single exon.
AUGAUUUCCCUUUUGGUCCCUAAAUCAAAAGCAAAACAAUGGAAAGACUAUUUACAAAGUCAUAAUUGUUUUCUUAAAUCAAUUGGGAUCGUCUCAGGCUCAAAAAUAGCCGCUUAUUUGGUAAAUCAGACAGGCGAUGUUCCUUUAGACAAAUAUGUACUCAUACCCACUUCUUAUGAGGAAAAUAAUUUACCGAAAGAAAUAAUUGACUGCUGUGAUCUCCAAAUUAUUCAUAAUGCGUCGUUGCGAACGGGUAUGGAAAGGAAUUCCUUACAAGAACGCGUCUUGGCUUGUGUAGCUGGAGCAAUUGGAAAACGAGUAGCGGCAGAACAAUUCAUUGUUCCUACGAGGUUCGUUAUAUAUCCCCCAAUGGCUCUUUUAUCUUCAAGUAGCUUCUCUACGAAGGAAUGGUUUGCGUUCUUUCAGCAAUACAGGAAUACGGAGGUAGUUAAUAAGCUUUUUUCGAUUUUUGCAGAGGAGUGGAAAGUAACGCAUAUCGCAUUAAAUGAGCCGAUUCCCAUAAAUGAUAUUAUGAGAAGGCCAUUGGCUUUGCGACCUCUUUAUGGUAAUUUUGGUAAACCAGUGUGGGGAGAACCUAGCACCGAAGAUUUUGAAAACGCGUUUUGGGUUCAUUGCAGACAGAAUGGAAUCUAUCAAACAUGGGCACCUCUUUAUACAAUGUUUUCUCGUGGAAACUCGAUUGAAAAAGCCAGAGUCUUAAACUUUGAAAAUAUUCAUAAUGAGGUUAUUGCCGAUUUAUACGCUGGCAUUGGAUAUUUUUCUUUUUCAUAUGUCAAAGGAAAAGCCAAAAGUGUUGUUUGUUGGGAAAUUAAUCCGUGGAGCAUCGAAGCUUUACGACGAGCUGCUAUUGUUAACAAUUGGUCUGUCUGCGUCGUUCGGCAUAACGAGGAUUACAACUUUAGAAUGGGAUCUCAUCAACUUGUAGUAUUCCAUGAGAGCAAUGAAUACGCGCAUGCACGUUUAGGUUCUUUAGACACGUCGGCUAAACACGUCAAUCUUGGAAUGCUUCCUUCUAGUAGAGAUGCGUGGAACUUGAGCGCCUCAAUUGUUAAGCGAGAACCUGGAUCUUUUAUUCAUGUACAUGAAAACGUAAUGGAGGAUCGUAUUGAAAGAUAUGGUAAGGAAAUAAACGAGGAGUUUAAAAACAAACUGAAAAUGCAAACUACUUAUCAAGUUAAUCGGGUGAAAUCGUUUUCGCCGCGAGUUUGGCAUGUUGUAUAUGAUAUACGGAUAAUUUAG